Messenger RNA from Ailuropoda melanoleuca (giant panda), 986 nucleotides. RefSeq names its product MAGE family member B17 (gene MAGEB17). Gene Ontology annotation, cellular component: nucleus. The record is from RefSeq and is a predicted model, not a curated record. Gene Ontology annotation, biological process: negative regulation of transcription by RNA polymerase II. NCBI's taxonomy places the organism in Eukaryota, Metazoa, Chordata, Mammalia, Carnivora, Ursidae.
CAGGCCCUCUCCAAAAGUCUCAGAGGGCCCGAACCACCAGCAGUCCUGAUGCAACCAUUUCAAGCUCAAGUUCUGAUGAAGGUGCCAAGAGCCAAAGGGGGGAAAGUCCAAGUUCCUCCCAGGCCCCACCUUCCCGAGAGCUCUCACAAAGAUCCUCUGGCCAGGAAGGCAGGCACGUUGGUGCAUUUUCUGCUGUACAAGUAUAAAAUGAAGGAGCCCAUUACAGAGGCAGAAAUGCUGAAGGUUAUCAACAAAAAGUACACGGAGCAAUUCCCCGAGAUCCUCAAGAGAACCACUGAGCGCUUGGAGCUAGUCUUUGGCCUUGAGCUGAAGGAAGUUGACCCCAGCAGUCACUCUUACGAAUUUGUUAGCAAAGUGGGCCUUCCCACCAAAGGGCGUCUGAGUGAUGGCGUGGGUUUUCCCAAAAAUGGGCUCCUGAUGCCUCUCUUGGGUGUGAUCUUCAUGAAUGACAACCGUGCCACUGAGGAGAAGAUGUGGGAAUUUCUGAAUGUGUUGGGGGUCUAUGCUGGGAGGAGGCACCUCAUCUUUGGGGAGCCCAGGAAGCUCAUCACCCAAGAUUUGGUGCAGGAGAAGUACCUGGAGUACCGCCAGGUGCCCGACAGUGAUCCCCCUCGCUAUGAGUUCCUGUGGGGUCCCAGAGCCCACGCUGAAACCAGCAAGAUGAAAGUCCUGGAGUUCUUGGCUAAAGUCAGUGAUACGGUCCCCACUGCCUUCCUGGGCCGGUAUGAAGAGGCUUUGAGAGAUGAGGAAGAGCGAGCCCAAGCCAGAGAUGAAACCAAGGCUGCCCCUGGUGCCCCGGCCAGCGACUGCUCCUAGGCCACGUCCAGCAGCCCCCUCAGCCCUAGCAAAGUCGAAGACAGGGUCUUCACCUUGCAGGUGGAAAGGGCUAUCAACCUCCUAACGUAGUGGGGAGUCAGGUGGAGCUGGAGAGAGCAGAAUGUAUCUCUUCUCUGUGUUCUUGUUAU